AAUUUUUGUUUGGGACCCGUCGGCGGGCUGAAAUAUUGCGACUCCAAGGAUACCCCCAAAACAGCAGCAAAAUGUCGAAUUCCACGCCAGAAUUCCUCCGAUUCACAGGGCAUAGAUCCUUCACCCAGCGUCUAAUCCUCUCGACGCUGACUGGUAGACCUAUCCACAUUUCCAAAAUCCGAAGCACAUCGCCUACGAAUCCAGGUCUUGCCCCCCAUGAGAUUUCCUUCUUGCGCCUGCUGGAGGCUGUCACCAAUGGCAGUUCCAUGCAAAUUUCUUAUACCGGUACCACUAUAACAUAUCACCCUGGCCUGAUCACCGGAACUAUCGCUGGUUUUGGCGCUUCCGACGGCGAUGUCAUUGAGCACAACAUCUCUGUCAACAAUACCCGUGGUGUCACCUACUUCCUUAUGCCUCUCUGUUUACUUGCGCCCUUUUCCAAGGCGCAUAUGAACGUCCGAUUCACUGGCCCCGGCGUUAUCACAUCGUCCACCGAGACAGGGGACAUCUCCGUCGAUUCUUUCCGAACUGCCAUCCUCCCUCUCUUUGCCCUAUUUGGCAUCCCUCCUGCGCGGAUAGAGCUUAGGGUACUUCAACGAUCAUGCGCUGGGCCCGGCGGAAAGGGUGGUGGCGGCUGUGUGGAGUUGCGAUUCGCAAGUCAAGUGCGACUACCAAAGACUCUGCAUCUCAACCGAAGCCCUGGUCGGAUAAAGCGCAUUCGCGGUGUCGCAUACUGUACUGGAGUAUCUGCCUCCAACAACGCCCGUAUGAUUCACUCAGCACGAGAGAUCCUGAAUCCUUUGGUUUCCGACAUUCAUAUCGCUGCGCAGUAUGACCAAGCACCUCUUGUACCCACUGGCGACAAGGCAGGAAGCAAAAGACGGCUUGGAAUAGGGUUCGGUUUGAGCUUGGUCGCUGAGUCAAGCGCUGUUGGAAUCCUCUACUCUGCAGAUGUAGUUGUCCCCCCCCAGGGCGGCAUUGUUCCUGAGGAUAUUGGAAAGCAGUGCGCUUUCCAGCUACUGGAGAACAUCUCCCAAGGUGGCUGUGCCACCCAGGUUUCAGCUAAGACCAUGCUUGUGCUUAUGGCUAUGGGGUCGGAGGAUGUUGGUCGUCUUAGAAUCGGUAGGGAAGUGCUCGCAAAUGAAGAGAUGGUUAUUCUGGCGAGAGAUCUGAAGAUAUUUGGCGCAAGCAGUUGGGGUUUGAGGGACGUUGGGGACAAUACGAAUGAUAUCAUUGUUUCUGUUAAAGGCACUGGCGUUGGUAAUGUUGGAAGAAAGAUAGCGUAAAAGCACAGAAUAAAUCUAUUGCUAUAUCUCCGAUUUCAGACCUUGAAAAUUAUUCAAACGCGCUAAAUU
Fusarium verticillioides 7600 is the source of this 1355-nucleotide messenger RNA. RefSeq names its product 18S rRNA biogenesis protein RCL1. Gene Ontology annotation, cellular component: nucleolus. Gene Ontology annotation, molecular function: RNA endonuclease activity. NCBI's taxonomy places the organism in Eukaryota, Fungi, Ascomycota, Sordariomycetes, Hypocreales, Nectriaceae. The record is from RefSeq and is a predicted model, not a curated record. Gene Ontology annotation, biological process: ribosome biogenesis; endonucleolytic cleavage of tricistronic rRNA transcript (SSU-rRNA, 5.8S rRNA, LSU-rRNA). The transcript has a single exon. The coding region runs from base 72 to 1286 and encodes 404 amino acids.